AGGCAAAAGAAGGGAUGAACAUGGUGUCGUAUAAGAUCAAGGAUAAGAACGGUGACGGGUACUGUGGCAUUGCUGUAUCCGCACGGGAGGCUGCACGUCUGGCUAUACUUGUGCCCAGGGCCAAGUACUACACCUGGUUCCAUCCCGAGGACUUCUUCUCGGCCACGGAAUACAGUGGGAGGGUGUAUGCAUGGACAGAGGAGAGGGCUCAGGAGGCAGGUCGUGCGGAUCCCAAGAAAUGGAUACCACAGAGCAGUGUGACAAGUGGGACCAUGUGGUUACUGGACGAGGAAGCUGAGCGGUUGCGGUUAAAUCCUGUAGAGAGUAUAGCUCAUCUGGACGCCAAUGGCGACUCUAACUCGACUGAGAGCUCAACCAACACACCAGACCACGUGGGUGGGGAAACUCGGUCAAGCGAUGCAAGUGAUAGGCUUUUAGAAAAACAAUCUCGAGAUUCUGUGAGCAGUACUGAUACUAUAGAGCUGGCUAGCACACUUAGGGUUAGUACGGCGAGUGAGAGUACUGUUGAGGGUGCGGUUGCCCCGGAAGAUGGGGUCAAAAACAGUAAAACUGCAGAAAAAGGGGUACAGGAUAUGAGUGGUGAGAGUGGUGCACAUACGACUGCAGAGGUGGAGCAGUGUUGCGGUAGGAUAGACGACUCGUGAAACGCAAUAUGUAAUUCAGGUGAAUAUAUAAAUAGUAUCG
Molecule: messenger RNA, 705 nt
Organism: Sphaeroforma arctica JP610
Lineage: Eukaryota; Ichthyosporea; Ichthyophonida
Exons: 3
Coding region: 15-665 (216 amino acids)
Source: RefSeq, a predicted model, not a curated record